Messenger RNA from Centropristis striata (black sea bass), 758 nucleotides. RefSeq lists its product as uncharacterized. The transcript is spliced from 2 exons. Bases 1 to 747 code for a protein of 248 amino acids. The record is from RefSeq and is a predicted model, not a curated record. Lineage: Eukaryota; Metazoa; Chordata; Actinopteri; Perciformes; Serranidae.
AUGGAAGAGGGCACGGUAAUUCUUUUGAAUGAACACAAACCGCUUCCCAGUCCUGAUCCUAAAAGACUGAAGAAGAGAGACAUGAAAACGAGAGAGAGAGAAAGAGAAGCUAACGUGAGUAACGAUAGCAUCUACGAAGCUAUUCAAAAAGUCCUGCAGAGAUUUGACACACAGGACGAGCGUCUCAAGAGCUUUGAACUCCGCAUAGAGGCGAACACACAAGCGGUUAAGGAAAACAAGGAGGAAAUUGAAAAAAUGCAAAAGCAAAUAGCCUCUCUGAAGAAAGAAAACAGCAAUUUGACAGAAAUGUGCAAAGAAAAUGCCAGAUACAAGAGGAGAUGGGAUCUGAGGCUACUGGGCUUGCCGGAGAAAGACAACGAGGAUGUAAAAGAGGUUGUAAUCGGGAUCCUGACCAGGGUGAUUCCAGUGGCAGUGGACAAAAUCCGAGAGUUGGUAGACACGGUUCAUCGCCUGGGCAAGAAAAAUGAUGCAGCGCACAACAAAAUGCCGAGGCCCAUCAUCAUUCAGUUUGCAACGCGGACGGCCAGGAACGACAUCUGGAAGAAGUCCAAAGAUGCAAGAGUAUGCAGAGAACUGAACAUUCACUUCAGGGAGGACUUUUCUAAAGAGGAUCGAGAGGCCAGAGGCAAGUUGUGGCCGAGAGUGGAAGAGGCCAGGCGUAACGGCAGAAAGGCUUUCCUGAAAGAGGGAUAUGCUGUCAUCGAUGGAAUAAGAGUUGAGCUCUAAUAAAUGGACAG